CGCAGCCCCCAGGAUCUCACUCCUCAGCUCCCGCCUGCCCGCCCCCCGCGGGAAGACCGGACGCCCCAGGCCUCUGCCCUCCGCCCGCAAGACCAGCCUCGGGGGCGCCCGGCCCUCGGGCUCCCGCGCGGCGCAGGGCGGCUCCCCCACCUCUCCCACCGGGUGCAUCUGCUGGGCGGCUAUGGCGCGAGGAGACGCCCCGCAGGACAGCUACCGCCUGGUCGGGAUCAGCUUCUUUGUCCUGGGGCUGGGCACCCUCCUGCCCUGGAACUUCUUCAUCACCGCCAUCCCGUACUUCCAGGGACGGCUCGCGGGAGCCAACACCACCGGGACGCUGGGCACCAACCACACGGGCCCCGUGGACACCUACAACUUCAACAACUGGGUGACGCUUCUGUCCCAGCUGCCCCUGCUGCUCUUCACGCUCCUCAACUCCUUCCUGUACCAGUGCAUCCCCGAGUCGGUGCGGAUCCUGGGCAGCCUGCUGGUCAUCCUGCUGCUCUUCGCCCUGACGGCGGCGCUGGUCAAGGUGGACAUGAGCCCUGGGCCCUUCUUUGCCAUCACCAUGGCCUCCGUCUGGUUCAUCAACUCCUUCUGUGCAGUUCUGCAGGGCAGCCUCUUCGGGCAGCUGGGCACCAUGCCCUCCACCUACAGCACCCUCUUCCUCAGUGGCCAGGGCCUGGCUGGGAUUUUCGCCGCCCUUGCCAUGCUGCUGUCCAUGGCCAGCGGCGUGGACGCCCAGACCUCCGCGCUGGGGUACUUCAUCACGCCCUGCGUGGGCAUCCUCCUGUCCAUCGUGUGCUACCUGAGCCUGCCCCACCUGGAAUUUGCCCGCUACUACCUGGCCAAGAAGCCACCGGGCGCCCAAGGUCAGGAGCUGGAGACCAAAGCUGAGCUCCUCCAGGCUGAUGAGAAGAACGGGAUCCCCAACAGCCCCCAGAAGGCAGCCCUGACUCUGGAUCUUGACCUUGAGAAGGAGCCAGAGCUGGAGCCGGAGGAGCCCCAGAAGCCGGGGACACCUGUCCUCGCUGUCUUCCGGAAGAUCUGGCUGACGGCGCUGUGCCUUGUGUUGGUCUUCACAGUCACCCUGUCUGUCUUCCCCGCCAUCACAGCCAUGGUGACCAGCUCCACUGGUCCCGGGAAGUGGAGUCAGUUCUUCAACCCCAUCUGCUGCUUCCUGCUCUUCAACGUCAUGGACUGGCUGGGCCGGAGCCUGACCUCUUACUUCCUGUGGCCGGACGAGGACAGCCGGCUGCUGCCGCUGCUGGUGUGCCUGCGCUUCCUGUUCGUGCCGCUCUUCAUGCUGUGCCACGCGCCCGGGCGGUCCCGGCUGCCCGUGCUCUUCCCCCAGGACGCCUACUUCAUCACCUUCAUGCUGCUCUUCGCCGUGUCCAACGGCUACCUGGUGUCCCUCACCAUGUGCCUGGCGCCCAGGCAGGUGCUGCCGCACGAGAGGGAGGUGGCCGGCGCACUGAUGACCUUCUUCCUGGCGCUGGGGCUCUCCUGCGGAGCCUCCCUGUCUUUCCUCUUCAAGGCGCUGCUCUGAAGGCCUCCUCGGGCUCCCCGGCAGUGGUACCCCCACUGCCCUGUCCACGGCAGAUGCCCAGCGCAGGGGGACGGCGGGCCCCGC
This is a messenger RNA of Condylura cristata (star-nosed mole), 1630 nucleotides long. It is a transcript of the gene SLC29A2, whose product is annotated as solute carrier family 29 (equilibrative nucleoside transporter), member 2. The record is from RefSeq and is a predicted model, not a curated record. The coding region runs from base 182 to 1546 and encodes 454 amino acids. Gene Ontology annotation, cellular component: basolateral plasma membrane; plasma membrane. Lineage: Eukaryota; Metazoa; Chordata; Mammalia; Eulipotyphla; Talpidae. The transcript has 12 exons. Gene Ontology annotation, biological process: nucleoside transmembrane transport; thymine transport; adenine transport. Gene Ontology annotation, molecular function: nucleoside transmembrane transporter activity.